Anopheles cruzii is the source of this 726-nucleotide messenger RNA. RefSeq names its product AP-1 complex subunit gamma-1-like. The transcript has 5 exons. Gene Ontology annotation, cellular component: membrane coat; AP-1 adaptor complex. The record is from RefSeq and is a predicted model, not a curated record. The annotation marks the transcript as partial. NCBI's taxonomy places the organism in Eukaryota, Metazoa, Arthropoda, Insecta, Diptera, Culicidae. Gene Ontology annotation, molecular function: clathrin-cargo adaptor activity. Gene Ontology annotation, biological process: intracellular protein transport; receptor-mediated endocytosis; Golgi to vacuole transport.
AUGACGGCCUAUGGGACGUUUAAUCCAGCGUUUAACAUGGCCACCAUCCGACAAGCCAUCAACGAAACGAUAGAACGAGUGCGCAUUCCAACGCCAACCCGCCUUCGAGAUCUCAUCCGCCAGAUACGGGCAGCGCGAACGGCGGCCGAGGAGCGCGCCGUCGUCAACCGGGAAUGCGCCUACAUUCGCAGCACGUUCCGCGACGAGGACUCGGUGUGGCGGUGUCGCAACAUCGCGAAGCUGCUCUACAUACACAUGCUGGGCUAUCCGGCCCACUUCGGGCAGCUCGAGUGCCUAAAGCUGACCGCCAGCCCCCGGUUCACCGACAAACGGAUCGGCUAUCUGGGGGCGAUGCUGCUGCUGGACGAACGGCAGGAUGUGCAUCUGCUGAUUACCAACUGCUUGAAGAAUGACCUCAACAGCCCCACACAGUUCGUCGUGGGACUGGCGCUCUGCACGCUCGGGGCGAUCGCAUCGCCGGAAAUGGCUCGAGAUUUGGCCGGCGAGGUGGAAAAGCUAAUGCGUUCGCCGAAUGCCUACAUCCGGAAAAAGGCGGCCCUGUGUGCGUUCCGUAUCAUCAAGCGUGUGCCGGAGCUGAUGGAAAUCUUCUUACCGGCGACCCGGUCGCUGCUGAACGAGAAAAAUCACGGUAUACUAAUCGCUGGCGUUACACUCAUUACGGAAAUGUGCGAGAAGAGUUCCGACACCUUGAACCACUUUAAGAAG